Symbiodinium natans is the source of this 930-nucleotide messenger RNA. NCBI's taxonomy places the organism in Eukaryota, Dinophyceae, Suessiales, Symbiodiniaceae. The record is from the annotation of a GenBank genome assembly.
AUGUCUUUGAUCCAGGUGCAUUCAGCAGUGUCUGGGUCUUGCCUCCUUGAAGUACAAAUGGGAGAUCGAGAUCUUUUCGCUUCUGAUUUUGUGGACGAGUUAAAGGAGCGCAUCUCCUCGAAGACGGGGAUGUCGUGCUUCCGGCAGUUGUUGCUCGUUGACGACAGGGUCAUUGACGAGAGCUUCUCAUGGGAAGGGUUGGGGAGACCCAACAUUGUGAAAGUGGCUUUCCGUAGCUUUGUGGACAACUUCUGCAACGAGCUUCUUGAGGCAGCCUUUCAAGGGAACGGCCAGCACGUGAAGGUGCUCCUGAGACGAUGCCAGGAUCCAAACUCAGUCGACUCCAAUGGGGAAACUGCGCUCUGGAAGGCCUGUGCUGCGGGCCAUUUGGAGGUCGUGCAUAUCAUGCAUGAGGCUGAGGCAGAUCUGGACUUACCGAGGCAUGACGGUUGCAGUCCUCUGUGUGCUGCGAGCUGGCGUGGGCAUUUGGAGGUCCUUCAGUUUCUCCUCCACAGACAAGCGGAUCCCAAUUUGGCGGAUGUGGCGGGCCGCACACCCCUCUUCGUGGCUGCAGACCAAGGUCGCCUGACUUUCGUCUCUUCCCUGCUCACGGCACAGGCUCUCGUGGAUCCAAAGGACCAGUGCCAACGGACCCCUUUGAUGAUCGCCUCAGAAAGGGGGCAUCUGGCCGUCGUCUGCUCACUGCUUGAGGCCCUGGCGGAGCCAGACUGCGAGGAUCUCCGGGGCCGGACCCCGUUGUUCAACGCCGCAGAGCUCGGGCACCGCACCGUGGUCUCCAUGCUUUUGCACCGCAACGCCGAUGCCCAGAAGGCUGACGAACAGGGCCGGACUCCCCUCUUUGUGGCGGCUGAUGGUGGCCACCUCGAGGUGGUUCGGUCCGUGCCUCGCUCGGAAUGCUGGUGCGACUAG